Molecule: messenger RNA, 1623 nt
Organism: Lipotes vexillifer (Yangtze River dolphin)
Lineage: Eukaryota; Metazoa; Chordata; Mammalia; Artiodactyla; Lipotidae
Source: RefSeq, a predicted model, not a curated record
AUGCCUGGGGCCACAUCAGCCCACAGCCCCGAGCAGACCAAGCAGGGGGCAGGUUGUUCGCAAGCUCUGGCAUCAGCUAACUAUGCUCAGAUCACCCAGCAGUCGUGCCCUGAGAGGUCGGGCGGAGAGUCGCCGGACAGCUCUGUCCGCAGGCAGCUCCUGGAGGCCACCCAGGGCCUGCAGGCUGAAGGCCAGACCCCAGCCCUACCCUUGGGUCCAGCCUCUUUCCCCAGCCCCACCCUGGACCCCUCACUUCGGCCGACACCACCUACCCGCCAGGGCAUCAGCCCUGGAAGAAACUUGGGGCUCAUUGGGUUCAGCUUCCUUGCCCUGCUUGACGGAAGCAGGCGCUGUGCAGAGCUGCAGGUCCACGUCACUGAGGUCAUGGCCACAGCAGCCGAGCAGAGGGACCUGAUCGCCCGCUUGGAGCAGGACCUCAGCACCAUCCAGUCCAUCCAGCGGCCGGACGCCGAGGUGAGCCCACCCCCAACCCUGCCCCCUUACCACCUGCCCAGGGCUCUCUCAUCCUCACUGAAUACCGGCUCUCCAAACUGCCCCACCUGCUCCUUGCCCCCUAUCUGCUUGGCCCCCUGGAAGGCUGUGCUCAAUGCCCAGUAUGGAGGCGCCUCCCUGACCUGUUCCUCUCACCUGCAGGGCGCAGCCGAGCUCGGCCUGGAGAAGAUCCCUGAGCCCAUCAAGGAGGCCACCGCCCUGUUCUAUGGACCCUCAGCACCAGCCAGCAGCACCCUCCCUGAGGGCCAGGUGGACUCGCUGCUCUCCAUCAUCUCCAGCCAGAGGGAGCGCUUCCGGGCCCGGAACCAGGAGCUAGAGGCUGAGAACCGCCUGGCGCAGCACACCAUCCAAGCCCUGCAGAGCGAGUUGGACAGCCUGCGCGCUGACAACAUCAAGCUCUUCGAGAAGAUCAAGUUCCUGCAGAGCUACCCUGGCCGGGGCGGCGGCAGCGACGACACAGAGCUGAGGUACUCAACCCAAUAUGAGGAGCGCCUGGACCCCUUCUCUUCCUUCAGCAAGCGGCCCCCCACACUGCACCCUGACACACCAGACCAUCAGGGCAGCCCCCAGGCUCGCUAUGGUACCGUGAAGGCCCGGGGUCCACCCGGGGAGCGGCAGCGGAAAUACCUGAGCCUAAGCCCCUGGGACAAGGCCACACUCAGCAUGGGCGGCGGCAGCGACGACACAGAGCUGAGGUACUCAACCCAAUAUGAGGAGCGCCUGGACCCCUUCUCUUCCUUCAGCAAGCGGCCCCCCACACUGCACCCUGACACACCAGACCAUCAGGGCAGCCCCCAGGCUCGCUAUGGUACCGUGAAGGCCCGGGGUCCACCCGGGGAGCGGCAGCGGAAAUACCUGAGCCUAAGCCCCUGGGACAAGGCCACACUCAGCAUGGGGCGGCUGGUUCUCUCCAACAAGAUGGCCCGCACCAUCGGCUUCUGCUACACGCUAUUCCUGCACUGCUUGGUCUUCCUGGUGCUCUACAAGCUGGCAUGGAGCGAGAGCGUGGAGCGGGACUGUGCCACCUUCUGUGCCAAGAAGUUCGCCGAUCACCUGCACAAGUUCCACGAGAAUGACAACGGGGCGGCAGCCGGUGACCUGUGGCAGUGA